Molecule: messenger RNA, 1922 nt
Organism: Racocetra fulgida
Lineage: Eukaryota; Fungi; Glomeromycota; Glomeromycetes; Diversisporales; Gigasporaceae
Source: the annotation of a GenBank genome assembly
AUGUACAAUUACGUGGUAACAGCUCAUAAGCCAAGCUCCGUAAUCUCUGCGACAAGAGGCAGCAUAUCAUCUCCCGAUGAGACAAACCUGGUCCUUAACAAAUUUUCACGUAUAGAAAUCUAUACUCUCGUGCCUGGGGGAUUAAAAUCCUUCAAGGAUGUUCCUGUUUAUGGUAGAAUUGCAGCGAUGCAAGUCUAUAGACCACGGGGUCGUGAUACAGAUCUUCUUUUCGUAGCUACAGAACAGCAACAGUAUUUUGUCAUUUCAUAUGAUGAGAAGCAGCAUCAAUUAAUUACUGAAACAAAAGGAAAUAUGGAACUUCGAGUUGGGCAAGUCUCACAUACAGGAAUGAUGAGUGCAUUAGAUCCGCAUUCCGUUCCUAAUACCUUCCCAAUCCGAAGAGAGUUACGGAAUGCACCAGCUGGAAAUUUAAAAUUUGCUCCCGGUCCUUUAUUCAAGGAAGACCUUGACGAAACCACAGAGUUCUUAAUUGCGGUUCCAAAAGAUGGCUCUUUACGAAUCAUUCGUAAUGGUGUGGGAAUUACUGAACAAGCGGUAAUGGAAAUGCCUGGCAUUACAGGGGUAUGGUCUUUACGUCCAUAUUACGAUUCUCCAUUAGAGGAAGGAGAAGAGUUGCAAGAGGUUGAUGAAUAUGCUGGCUUUGACAUGAGUCAAUCAACUAUUGCAACACGAAAUGUCGUAGGGAAUUUACUUGUACAAGUUACUCAAUAUCAAGUGAGACUCAUCGAUUUAGAAAACCGAAGACUGAUUUCUCAAUGGGACCCUCCGCAUAAUAGUAAGAUCACUGUUGCUGAUAUUAAUCCCAAAAGUUCAUCAAUUGUCGCCGUAGGACUUUGGACAGUGGUUGGCGUGCAAGUAUUAAGAUUACCAUCAUUAGAGAUAAUAGCCGAUCAACCACUUGAAGGUGUUUCCAUGACCCGUUCUGUGCUCUUGUCCACGUUCGAAAACAAUCAUUACCUUUUGGCGGCGUUAGGUGAUGGGCAACUGUUCCAUUUUAUCCUUGAUCCAACAACUGGUCGAUUAUCAGAGAGAAAACAGCUAUCACUUGGAACUCAGCCCGUUAUGCUCACUUCUUUUACUUCUAAUGGAUUGAAUGUUCAUUCCUUGACUUCAAUAAAAUUCGAUAUGAAAGAAGAUUCUCCCGAAUACUAUGUAGUUGGAACUUCAUUUACUAUUCAAGGGGAAACUAAUGCUAGUAAAGGUCGAAUAUUAGUUUUCCAAGUUACAGUUUUCGAAUGGAAAGCUUCUGAAGAUGGAAGUGCAGAAUUAAUACCUCUUUGUUGUAAUAAAGAUUUUUCAUUGGCACUUCGUGUUGUCUCCCGAGGACAUUUCGUUUUAGUUGGCGAUCUUUUUAGAUCUAUUAGUCUGUUAGCAUACAAAGAAUCAGAUAAAGACAACAAAUCUCUCGAAGUGAUCGCUAAAGAUAAUAACCCUCAUUGGAUUUCUUCUGUCGAAGCUUUUGAUGAUGAUGAAUUUAUUGCCAGUGAUACAAAUUAUGAUCUAAUCACAUUUCGAAAAAAUGAUGAUACAGCAGAUGAAGAUGAGAGGAGGAAGUUGGAAACAAAUGGAUUCUUUCACCUGGGCGAUUCAGUUAAUCAAAUACGUCAUGGUUCUUUGGCGAUGAAUGUUUCAGAAACAGAGCCAGUAGGAAUUUCUUCAGAAUUGUUAUACUGUACAUCAUCUGGAGCUAUUGGCGUUAUCGCAUCAAUACCAGAACAAAAGUUUAAAUUUUUGAAAAAAUUAGAAGAAAGCAUAGAUAAAGUUAUCGGCAGUAUUGGUGAUUUAAGAUUUAUCGAUGGCGAUCUUAUUGAAUCUUUCCUUGACAGGUCCCGAAGUGAAAUGGUACAAAUUGCUGAAGAAUGCGAGAUGAAAGUAGAUGAGCUAUUAAAAAUAGUUGAAGA